GGACAGCGUGCGGCUUCACAGCAGACGUCCACGCUCGGGACGACAGGUGCAUUCUCCCCUCGGAUGAUGCCAGAGCGGCACUUUUUGCACAUUUUUCUACUACUUUUGACAUCCUGAAAAUGCCUUUCCCGCCGAUCAGCCUCCAGCAGAAGAUCUCCUCGCCGGGGAGGGAGUUUUUCGGGAAGAAGAAAGCCAAUCCUGUUGGCGGGGAGAAGGGGGAACCCGGGAAGGAGAAGCAAACCUCGUCGUGGACUUCGGCGAAUUUACGCAAUUUGGCGCGCAGGACGCAGCAGGAGAAGACUAAAAUCCCCACGCAGAAGGAAUCGCAGGGGAAAUGCUCCUGGCUGACUUCCACCAAACCUCAGGACGCGUCCGCGGGAGUGAGGCGCUCCUCCUCCGUGGACUGCGGCAGACUCCUGGCCGGCAAAGAAGACGCCAAAAAGGAGCUCCAAUUCACGCUCAGCCUCACGCCAGAGGCCAUCCUGGUCAUCCAGAAGCGGAACCUGGAGAAGCAAAUGCUGGCCAAGCAGCAGAAAUGCUGCGCGUCCGCGGACUUCCGGCACCGGCGCGUCUUCCCUUCCAAAAAGGCGCACGGCAGCUCCAAGGGCGCGCAGCCGGCCAACAAAGCCGAGGAGGCGGCGGAGCAGCAGGACAUCACCGCCAUCGUGAAGAUCUCCCUCUUGAACGACCAGUACAAGUACGACGACGUGGAGUACGAGGAGGAGGACGGCGACGUGGACGAGACCGUGGUGCGGAAGUGCAAAGAGUGGCUGAAAGGCGUGGAAAGCGCCGCCGCGCUGGGGAAGGUCGACAAACUUCGCGCACUCCCGCACCUUAAAGGCUGCUGACAGCUGGAGCCGACACGGACUCACCUUCUUGAUUCGUGGACUGCACACCUGCUGCCAUGCACGCUCAGGUCACCAGUGGAAUGUCUGGACUUUUUUUUUUUUUUUUUGUGGAAUAUACUUCCCCGGGAUGAUUUGAAAGAUCUUAGUGCCUUUUCAAUCAUCAGUGACUUUUUACACAUGACAUGUUUUUUUGUUUCCUUUGAGGCGGCUUUACGCCAAAAUAAGCCCUUUUUGUUGUGUGAGAACAAUAAAGAGUCAGCUACACUGUAAAAAAAAUAAAUAAAAAAUUAUCAGUA
This is a messenger RNA of Nerophis ophidion (straightnose pipefish), 1144 nucleotides long. RefSeq names its product proline rich 18 (gene prr18). The transcript has a single exon. The record is from RefSeq and is a predicted model, not a curated record. Lineage: Eukaryota; Metazoa; Chordata; Actinopteri; Syngnathiformes; Syngnathidae. The coding region runs from base 120 to 848 and encodes 242 amino acids.